This is a messenger RNA of Acinonyx jubatus (cheetah), 1494 nucleotides long. RefSeq names its product chromosome A2 C19orf67 homolog (gene CA2H19orf67). Bases 177 to 1250 code for a protein of 357 amino acids. The record is from RefSeq and is a predicted model, not a curated record. NCBI's taxonomy places the organism in Eukaryota, Metazoa, Chordata, Mammalia, Carnivora, Felidae. The transcript is spliced from 6 exons.
GAGGCGAACUCCCUCCGCGCGGCGCCGCCCCGACCGAGAGGUCGAGGCAGGGGCGAGUUGGAGGGGGCCGCGCUCCCAGUCCCGGCAAGUCCGAGGUUCCCGGGGCGGGGUCAAACCCGCGGCCAACGAGAGCGGCGGCGGCUUAAAGAGCUGCGUUCCCCUCCUGCGGCCCCACGAUGGCUACCGAGCAGUGGUUCGCGGAGCCGCUCCCCCCCGGCCCUGGGGAAACACCGCCCGCGGACGACUUGGAACCUGGGGCACAGCCCUGCGGAGAUCCCUCCUGGUUGGCGUCCCCUGGCGGACCUGGGGACCCACCCGAGGCGGAACCGGAGGACGUCCAGGGACAGCUCCCCGAGGCCUCUACCGCUAUUCCUUCCCCCGAGCCUCUGGCCCCGGGCCCAGGGCCCGCCCCUCCUCGCCUACCCUUGGACACCAUGUUCAGCCCCAUCACCGAACAGCUCCGCUACCUGCUCAAGAAGGCAGAUGAUUUCCAGAGCUACUUACUUUACAGGGACCGAGUGCAGAAGGAACAGCUGGCAAAGGCCAUGCCCACCUUCUUACAGAUGUGUGAGCCCUACUUUCUUUACCUGGAGGCAGCCGCGAGGAGUGUGCCUCCCAUCUAUGGAGUCCUGCAGGAGCUGGUCCGAAAGGGGCUGUUGGAGAUCUCCCAACAGCUGACCCUGCGCCUAGAACAGCUGGUCCUCAUGUAUGCCUCCUUUGGGUUUGUGGACCUGGAGGAGACCGACCCCCUAAGUAUCUCCUGUUUCUUCUGCGGAAGGUUCUCCAUCAGCCCGUCCCACGAGGUGUCCAUCUUCAGAUACUGUGCCCCAGCCGCUUACACCGCCAGCCGCUUCCCCCGAUACCUCUAUAAGAAGAUGCGCUGGAAUCUGGAAACCGCCCCAGAGCCCAGCGGCAGGGGGCAAGAUUCCCGCGUGGAUUACUACUUCCUGUGCUAUCGAGAUACAUGGGAAGACACAGGCAAGAGUCCAGCCAAUUCAUGCCCCCAGAUCCAGAAGCUGUGGUCCAUUGGCCGAUGGGUGCCGCUAGGACCAGCUGAGGAUGACCUUUAUUCAUGGAUCUUGUGCCCGCAGCCUCCUGGGGACUACCAGCAACUGCUGACCAUCGGCUUCGAGGAGCCCUCGCACAUGCUGGCCACCGACCUGCUGGUGCAGAUCCUCACGGGCCAGUCAGGCCCGGCCCGUCCCCCGAGCGCGGCGGGGCCCGCGGCGUGGACCGCGCAGGGGUCUUGAACCUGGAGAGAGAAUGGGAGCCGCAGCCUGACAGUUCCAAACUCCAGGAGAGGGAGCAGGGGAGGGGCUCACUCGUUCUCCUAGUGCACCUCGGCCUCGCCUUCCAAGGGGCCAGGCCAAGCUGGCCCGUUCGCACCGGGUCCGACCUGGCCGCGGAGCCCUGCGCGGGGACACACCAGUUUUGCGUUAAAUAAAAGAAAGAAAGAGGUCACAGGCUCGGCGUCCGCUCGGUGCGCCGCGCCCC